Aspergillus glaucus CBS 516.65 is the source of this 1696-nucleotide messenger RNA. RefSeq lists its product as uncharacterized. Bases 60 to 1394 code for a protein of 444 amino acids. Gene Ontology annotation, biological process: intracellular calcium ion homeostasis; calcium ion transmembrane transport. Lineage: Eukaryota; Fungi; Ascomycota; Eurotiomycetes; Eurotiales; Aspergillaceae. The transcript has a single exon. Gene Ontology annotation, molecular function: calcium:proton antiporter activity. The record is from RefSeq and is a predicted model, not a curated record. Gene Ontology annotation, cellular component: fungal-type vacuole membrane.
CGUCAACACAACUCCGUUCCAUCUUCCGCAGACACUCUUGGGGUUCCAAAAAAUCCAUUAUGCCUUUCUUUGGCAACUCCGACGGUUCCGACGAACACACCUCCCUCCUUGGUAACGGCAAUGGCAAUGGCAAUGGCAAUGGAAAUGGAAAUGGAGAUGUCAACGGACACGGCCGCGGAUACAAAGUCGCCAGUCACCUCUCCCACUGGCCCUCGCGAGUCCUGCAUCUAACAUGGGUGACCCUCGUGCGCGACUAUGUCAACCUGCUCCUCGUCUUUGUACCACUGGGUAUUAUCGCUGGUGUGUUGAAAUGGGAUGCUACGGCUGUGUUUACGCUGAACUUCUUCGCGAUUAUCCCCCUGGCGUCGCUGUUGAGUUUUGCGACGGAGGAAUUGUCCGCGACGAUGGGGCAGGCGCUAGGUGGUUUGAUGAAUGCGACGUUUGGAAAUGCCGUUGAGCUUAUUGUUAGUAUUAUCGCUUUGACGCGCGGUCAGACAAGGGUUGUUCAGGCUAGUAUGCUUGGAAGUAUUCUGUCGAACAUUCUGUUGGUUUUGGGUUGCUGUUUCUUUGCUGGUGGUCUGCGGUAUCAUGAGCAGACCUUUAACAGCACUGUGGCUUCCACUAUGUCGUCGUUGAUGACUGUUGCCUCUGCGUCGCUUAUUAUCCCGGCUACUCUCUAUUCGUCGUUGUCGAACCACCCUGGACGUACGGAAAAUAUCUUGGUCGUCUCUCACGGAACCGCUAUUAUCCUUUUGAUCCUCUACGUCAUGUACCUCUACUUCCAGCUGUGUUCGCAUUCCUACCUCUUUGAAGAAGUCAACAAAGAAGUCACCGCCGACAUGGAGGGCCAGGAAGACGGAGAGAAUGAGGAGCGUGAGCCUCAGGAAGAACGCGUUCUGGGUCCUUUGGCCGCCACUGUUGCGUUGGUGCUUGUCACCAUCCUGGUCGCCGUCUGCGCUGAUUACUUGGUCGACAGCAUCGACGACAUCGUCGAAAAGACCGGCAUGACCCCGACUUUCAUCGGUCUGGUCCUCAUCCCCAUUGUUGGCAACGCUGCGGAACAUGUCACGGCCGUCGUCGUCGCCUGGAAGGACAAGAUGGACCUGGCUAUUGGUGUCGCCAUCGGAAGCAGCUUGCAGAUUGCCCUCUUCGUCACUCCCUUCCUGGUCAUUGUUGGCUGGAUCAUCGGCGUGCCUAUGACGCUGCACUUCCAGACUUUCGAGACUGUUGCUUUCUUCAUCUCUGGUUUGGUCGUCACCUUCUUGAUCCAGGACGGCAAGUCGAACUAUCUCGAGGGUGGACUGUGCUUGGGAAUGUAUGUGAUUCUUGCGCUUGCAUUCUACGUCUACCCAGACAGUGAGGCGGUUGGAGAUGCUCUCGUGAACGCGUCAUAAAAUUUUCGUCUUUGAUGACCGUAUAUAUCUACCUUCAUUUUUCUCUUUUUCCUUUCAUGAUUUUUGGCUUCUUGGCUAUUUUGAGAGGAUAAUUCCUUUUAUGUCUGUUCGUUCGGGUUUGGAUUUCUUUUGUCGCGAGUCGACUCUCGCUACAGCGCUUUAGUCGCUGGCGAUUCCUUUCUUUAAUAAUGUGUUAGUAUGUGCAUGUGCAUUGGCUUUGGAGGAUUUCUGGUUUUCUGUUCACGGGUAUAGGGUAGGGCAAGUAGCCUCAUCAAAAUACAUUCUCUUCACCUGAGUCAUCA